This is a messenger RNA of Gopherus evgoodei (Goodes thornscrub tortoise), 3024 nucleotides long. RefSeq names its product muscle associated receptor tyrosine kinase (gene MUSK). The record is from RefSeq and is a predicted model, not a curated record. The transcript has 18 exons. Lineage: Eukaryota; Metazoa; Chordata; Testudines; Testudinidae. Gene Ontology annotation, cellular component: signaling receptor complex. Gene Ontology annotation, molecular function: ATP binding; transmembrane receptor protein tyrosine kinase activity; protein binding. The coding region runs from base 97 to 2940 and encodes 947 amino acids. Gene Ontology annotation, biological process: positive regulation of kinase activity; protein phosphorylation; multicellular organism development.
CUGAGGCACUUUGUAACAAACUAUGGUUUAAAAUGAAACCGGCAGGGACCUCAGUGCACUUUGCCUAAAGGAGCCUUGUAUGAUUCUGGAUUAACCAUGAAAGACUUAAUGAACAUUCCACUCGUACAUAUCUUCACCCUGGCGGCCUUCAGCUUAGCUGAAAAACUUCCAAAAGCUCCCCUUAUCAACACUCCUCUGGAAACCGUGGACGCACUAGUAGAAGAGGUCACUAAAUUCAUGUGUGUAGUGGACUCCUACCCCGAGCCAGAGAUUACCUGGACACGUAACAACAUUCCCAUCAGGCUGUUUGAUACACGAUACAGCAUACAAGAGAAGGGGCAGCUUCUGACCAUUCGCAGCGUAGAGGACAGCGAUGAUGGCGUAUACUGCUGCUCGGCUGACAAUGGAGUUGGAGUGCCUGCAAGAAGCUGUGGGGCUUUACAGGUGAAAAUGAAACCUAAAAUAACUCGUCCUCCUGUAAAUGUAAAAAUAAUAGAAGGAUUAAAAGCUGUUCUUCCUUGUGCUACCAUGGGGAAUCCCAAACCUUCUGUCUCUUGGAUCAAGGGAGAAACCGUUCUAAAGGAAAAUGCUCGGAUUGCUGUUCUGGAAUCAGGGAGUCUAAGGAUCCAUAAUGUUCAAAGAGAAGAUGCAGGACAUUAUCGCUGUGUAGCAAAGAACAGCCUGGGCACAGCCUAUUCGAAACCUGUCACAAUGGAUGUGGAAGUUUUUGCCAGAAUCCUGAAGGCUCCUGAAUCCCAUAAUGUCACCUUUGGGUCUGUGGUGACUCUGCAGUGCACGGCAACAGGCAUUCCCAUUCCCACUGUCACAUGGCUUGAAAAUGGAAAAGCUGUUUCUGCAGGAUCUAUAGUCGAAAGCGUGAAAGACAGAGUGAUCGACUCCCGACUGCAAGCGUACGUCACCAGGCCAGGCUUGUUCACUUGCAUUGCCACCAACAAACACAGCAAAACCUUUGGCACUGCAAAAGCUGCAGCAACUAUCAGUGUGUCAGAAUGGAGCAAACUGUACAAGGGUGAUACAGGCUACUGCAGCACAUACAGAGGUGAGGUGUGUAGUGCUAUCUUGGUGAAGGAUGCUCUUGUUUUCUUCAACUCCUCCUAUGCUGACCCAGAGGAGACCCAAGAGCUGCUUGUUCAUACUGCCUGGACUGAACUGAAAACGGUGAGUUCAUUCUGCCACCCGGCUGCUGAGUCUCUGCUGUGUAACUACAUCUUCCAGGAGUGCAAUCCCUCCGGACUUGGACCGGCUCCAAAGCCUGUGUGCAGAGAGCAUUGCCUUGCGGUAAAGGAUCUCUACUGCUUUAAGGAAUGGCUCUCACUGGAGGAGAAUUCCCAGAAAGGGAUUUACAAACCAGGAUUAAUGCUGCUUGCUCUACCUGAAUGCAACAGACUUCCCAGCCUGCACCAGGACCCCAAGGCCUGCACCAGGAUUCCAUAUUUCGAUUUUGAGACAGAAAAUACAACCACAACUUGCUACAAAGGCAAUGGCAGGUUCUACCAGGGUUCUGUCAAUGUCACAACCUCAGGCAUUCCUUGCCAGAAGUGGAGUGAACAGGUACCCCAUUUGCACAGAAGGACCCCUCAGGUUUUCCCAGAGCUGUCAAAUGCAGAGAACUCUUGUCGUAAUCCAGGAGGGGAAAAUGAACGUCCCUGGUGUUACACAAAGGACCAUUCUGUAAACUGGGAAUACUGCAGUGUGCCUCUUUGUGGAGAGGUAUCCAUAUCACCAGGAACAAAAAAACCAAGUGUAGAGACUCCCAAUCUCCCUUCCUCUUUCUCCCCUACCUACUCCAUGACUGUCAUCAUUUCCAUCAUCUCCAGCUUUGCAUUGAUAGUGAUUCUCAUUAUCAUUGCUCUUGUUUGCUGCCGAAGACGAAAACAAUGGAAAAACAAAAAGAGGGAGUCACAAGCACCAGCGCUAACCACUCUUCCAUCAGAGCUCCUAUUGGACAGACUUCAUCCUAACCCCAUGUAUCAGCGCAUACCCCUUCUCCUGAAUCCUAAAUUACUCAGCCUGGAAUACCCAAGAAACAAUAUUGAAUACGUGAGAGAUAUUGGAGAAGGAGCAUUUGGAAGGGUCUUUCAAGCAAGGGCUCCUGGAUUGCUUCCUUCUGAGCCAUUCACAAUGGUGGCAGUGAAAAUGCUGAAGGAAGAAGCUUCGGCAGACAUGCAGGCUGAUUUCCAGAGGGAGGCGGCUCUCAUGGCAGAAUUUGAUAACCCAAAUAUCGUCAAACUGUUAGGGGUGUGUGCUGUUGGGAAACCCAUGUGUCUGCUGUUUGAAUACAUGGCUUACGGGGAUCUCAAUGAGUACCUACGCACUCGCUCACCGCAUAACCUCUGCAGCCUGAGGCACAAUAACCUUGAUGCUAGGAUCAGGCUCUCCAAUCCCAACCCCCUCGCUUUGUGCUGCACUGAUCAGAUUGGCAUUGCCAAGCAGGUGGCUGCGGGCAUGGCGUACCUCUCAGAGCGCAAGUUUGUGCAUCGGGAUUUGGCCACCAGGAAUUGUUUGGUGGGUGAGAAUAGGGUGGUAAAAAUUGCCGAUUUUGGCCUCUCAAGGAAUAUCUAUUCAGCAGACUAUUACAAAGCCAAUGAAAACGAUGCCAUUCCCAUACGUUGGAUGCCCCCUGAAUCGAUAUUCUACAACCGCUACACCACCGAGUCCGAUGUGUGGGCCUAUGGUGUGGUCCUGUGGGAGAUUUUCUCCUAUGGCAUGCAACCCUAUUAUGGGAUGGCUCACGAGGAGGUGAUUUACUACGUAAGAGAUGGCAACAUCCUCUCUUGCCCCGACAACUGUCCUUUGGAGCUCUACAACCUGAUGCGCCUUUGCUGGAGCAAGCUGCCUUCUGACAGGCCCAGUUUCGCCAGCAUCCAUCGCAUCCUGGAGCGUAUAUAUGAGAGGGCAAUGGCUGCUAUCCAUGUCUGAGUGCUGGCUUCAGCUGAUCACUCCUCCUCCUUUCCCUUCACCUGGCGUAGGAAGUCCUGAAACCCUGACUGCUGUUUCCGUGCU